This is a messenger RNA of Capsicum annuum, 1789 nucleotides long. Its product is annotated as 7-deoxyloganetin glucosyltransferase. The transcript has 2 exons. Lineage: Eukaryota; Viridiplantae; Streptophyta; Magnoliopsida; Solanales; Solanaceae. Gene Ontology annotation, molecular function: UDP-glycosyltransferase activity. The coding region runs from base 185 to 1645 and encodes 486 amino acids. The record is from RefSeq and is a predicted model, not a curated record.
UCAAAUUCCGUUUAUCAAUUUUCUUGUCCUUUUCCAUUGGCGUCUUGAAUAUUCAAAUGCAAGUUGCAUUUUAUUUUUUCUAAAAUAAAUAUCUUUGACGUUUAUGCAUAGUAUUCUUCUUUCCAAAACAACAUAUAUCUUUCGUUUUCCAGCACUUUGAGAGAACCGAAAGAUAAGGGAAACAAUGGCUUCCACAGGUGCUGAACUUGAUAAGCCUCAUGCAGUUUGCAUACCAUACCCUGCCCAAGGCCACAUUAACCCAAUGUUCAAAUUAGCUAAAAUCCUCAAUCACAAAGGCUUUCACAUCACUUUUGUCAACACUGAAUACAACCAUAGGCGUCUCCUUAAGUCUCGCGGCCCUGAUGGCCUCAAGAACUUGCCAUCGUUUCGUUUUGAGACUAUUCCUGAUGGUCUUCCACCAUGUGAUGCUGAUGCCACUCAAGAUAUUGUUGCUUUAUGUGAAUCCAUAGACACCAUUUGUUUAGGUCCUUUCAAGGAGUUACUCGCCAAGCUUAAUGAUACUUCUUCAUCCAAGGUGCCACCAGUCUCGAGCAUCGUUUCUGAUGGUUCAACGAGCUUCACUCUAGCUGCUGCCCAGGAAUUGGGUAUCCCUCAAGUUUUCUUUUGGACUUUCGCUGCUUGUGGUACUUUAGGGUACAUGCAUUAUCGUAACCUUGUUGAUAAAGGAUACAUUCCACUUAAAGAUGAAAGUUACUUCACAAAUGGGUACUUAGAGACGACUUUGGAUUGGAUACCGGGCAUGAAAGACGUACGUCUAAAGGAUCUUCCAAGCUUCCUUAGGAGUGCAAAUCCAGACGAUUUCAUGAUUAAAUUUGUCAUACAAGAAACUGAGAGAUCGAAACUGCAUGCUUCUGCUAUUGUUAUCAAUACAUUUGAGCCAUUAGAGAAGGAAGUUGUUGAAUCACUUCAAACAAUUCUACCUCCGAUAUAUGUGAUUGGACCAUUGAAUUUGCUUGUGAAACAUGUUGACGACAAGAAUUUGGUGGAUUUGGGAUCCAAUCUUUGGAAAGAAGAACCAAAGUGCCUUGAAUGGUUGGAUUCCAAGAAACCAAAUUCUGUUGUUUAUGUUAAUUUCGGAAGCAUUACUGUUAUGACUCUUAACCAACUUAUCGAAUUUGCGUGGGGACUUGCCAAUAGCCAGUUGGAUUUUCUGUGGAUUAUAAGGCCUGAUAUUGUAUCAGGAGAACAAGCAAUUCUUCCACCUGAAUUCGUGGAGGAAACUAAAGAAAGAGGGAUGCUAGCAUGUUGGUGCCAACAAGAACAAGUUCUCAACCACCCUGCAAUUGGAGGAUUCUUGACUCACAGUGGCUGGAAUUCAACCCUUGAAAGUAUUAGCAGUGGGGUGCCAAUGAUUUGCUGGCCAUUCUUCGCAGAGCAACCGACUAACUGUUGGUUUUGUUGCACCAAGUUGGGCAUUGGAAUGGAGAUUAAUAAUAAUGUGAAGAGGGACAAAGUUGAAGCCCUUGUAAGAGAGCUGAUGACCGGGGUGAAAGGCGAAGAGAUGAAGAAAAGGGUUUUGAAAUGGAAGAAAUUGGCCGAAGAAGCUACAGAAAAACCAACAGGAUCAUCUUACAUGAACAUAGACAAACUGAUCAAUGAAAUUCUCCUCUCUCCUAAACACUAGUCUUACUAAUUAAUAGGUAGCUGAGUUUCAUUGUGUUGAGAUAUCAUUCUGUUGAAAUGCUUGUUUUCCUUCUUUCAGUAUAUUGUAUUAUUGCAACACUGGGCAUCACUAUUAGUAGGUUAUGAGUUUCAUUCUGUUGAGAUA